GAACCGUGGCACCAUCCAUCGUAGCUUGUUGGAAUUAAUUCAAUGUGCAUAUGUAUACAUUGGUUAUGUGUGCACUGUGCAACAAGUGUAAAUACAUGCGGUUGAACUUGAACUGCAGUGUUCAAACGUGAAAUGUGACAUCUUUAACUUGUGUCUCCGUUUCUUUUUGCUUUCCUCUUUGCAUUUUGGCGUGCGCGUGUAGAAAAUGAGCGCGGACGAUAGAGAAAUUUGCGGUUUCCUCGAUGUUAAGUCAGGAAAACGAUACACCGCGCAAAGAUUCAAGAAGAAAGCUCUGCUAUCGUCGAAGAUCUGGAAACGACUUUGGUGCUCCGUAACGAAAUUCGAGCCCGGCCUCGGCGUGCAAGUACAAUUUGACAGCAAAUUCAGUUGCAGUGCCUUAAAACAGUGCGAGAAUGGCAAUUGUGUCAUAAUACCGCCGAGUGCUGUGAUAUACCGCGUUCGUUCGAAGACGAAGCAAUUUGCUUUCGGCAUAGCAUCAACGAGAGAGAAAAAGCCCAUCCUGUCAUUGUCAGCUAAUUCGGAAACCGAAACACAGCGUUGGAUGGCAAACAUCAGACACUUGUUAAAACCCAGACGAUAUUCCAUGGGAAAGCUUUAUGUGUCUAUCGUUGAUAACGCACAUUCCAAGGCAGCAGGUUUGAUCGGUUUACACGGAGAUCUAAUUGCCAGUGAGAACGGAAUUCUUAUUAAAAAUAUUUAUACGAGUGAAACACUUAAGUCUUUCGAGUGGAAAGAGUUCAGCCACUUUCACCUAAUGACAGCAGGCCGUCCGGAAGAUGUAAAACGUAUCUGCGUGAUACACACGACAAGGGAGUUUUGCUGUGGUGUCGGGGAACUUUAUAUGUUCUGCCUUGACGCUAAUUAUUUGCUACAAGAUUUAGUAACUCAGGGUCGUGGACCAAAAUCUAAACGGAAAUCGAUGGAUCUUGAUAAUGAGAAUGUUGAUGUGUCUGUGCAACGUACUGAAAUUACUAAUCCUUGUAAACAACUGAAAGGCAAUGCAUCACACUGUACUCUUAAUACAAAGUCCAAUUGUUUAAGGACAUCAAUUUGUACAAAAACUAUAGAGAAUAUGUAUCAAUCAGAACCAAAUGUAGUACACAGUGAGGAUAAAGAUUCCUCUAGCCAUGCAGAAUCUAAUACCUCUACUGGUUCUGGAAUUUAUGAGGAAAUUGUAGAAAAUGUAUAUUCUUCUCAGUCAAAAACUGAGAUUAUUUCCAAUGAGUAUCAAAAUAUACGUAAAAAUUUAAACAAGUCACAAACAGAACCUCCGCCAUUACCACCACGACGAAGGCAAAAGUCGAAGCGACUAGAGGAACCUGAGGAAAUUUUAAAUGUUCGAAAAAGGUUACGAAAAAGUACUGAAAUGUACAUGCAAGAAAUUAAGAUGGAUUCCAGUUAUGUUCCAAUGUCACCGCAAACGAGAAACAUUAAUGUAUCCGAGUCGAAUGUCGCAGAAAAUUCAAGAGAAGAUAGCUACGUAAUCAUGCGAUAGCAUUGUUAUCCACGAUAGGCAAUGUAUGAAAAAUAAGGAAUGCAAUUUUAUAGUUCAAAAGUAUAAAACUUAGUAUAAAUUUUUUUACAAAUGUAUGUUAUUGAUUUAUUUUUAUAUACAUAUAUAUAUUAUUUUGAUAAGAUAAAGUCAAUAAUUUUUGACAAAUGUAUCUUAAGAUAUACUGCUUAAGAAAUUAUAUUUGAAUAAAUUUAUAAAUUAUAUUUGGAUAAACUUCUCUUAUAAAGGUUUUACAUAUAUUCCAUCGAACAAUGUGUUGGCCAUUAUGCAGAUACAGAUGUACAGACAUCUAAAAAUAAAAAUUUGAUUAU
Ooceraea biroi (clonal raider ant) is the source of this 1845-nucleotide messenger RNA. RefSeq lists its product as uncharacterized. The record is from RefSeq and is a predicted model, not a curated record. NCBI's taxonomy places the organism in Eukaryota, Metazoa, Arthropoda, Insecta, Hymenoptera, Formicidae.